AUGCAGCCGGAUGAUACAACCAUGACCGCUAUUGACCACGUCCAUACACUGCUUGAGGAAUGGCGGCUGUCUAUCCCGAUAGAUUUCCGACCGAAAGAGCCUCUCCAACGGCGUCGCCUAAUGGACGGUGCAUCGAAGGAGAUUGCACUACGAACACACUAUUACUAUUACCAUGUAAUCAUCGCACUCGAACGACUAACACUCCACGUCAGCCGAGACAUCGGACGAAGCGAGAACGCCAUGCGGACACUGCUCAAUACCGCAAGGGAAAUCAUCAACCUAACGCGCUACAUCGACGUAGAGCCAUAUACUCCAGUUUUCAUUCUUGCAAUUAUACCCCUCUCCGCGCUGUUCAUCUUAUUUGAUUUUGUGGUCCACCAUCCAAAUGACCCGGACAUUCGCGGCCAUCUGACCCUCCUAGAUAUCAUCACCGGCCACUUCAGUCAACUCGACUACGCCUCGAACGGGGCACUGAAAUCCUCGUAUCUCUCUGGCUUUUCGCACAUGGCCAGACAAUACGUGGAAAGCGUCGCGGUAUCAAAACGCCCAGUUGAGGCAUCGGCAGAUCCUACCAGUAGUGCAACCCAGAUACCGGUUGAUAACCUCGUCCAGUCGGUAUAUACGCCUUCGCAGAAUGACUCUUUAGAGUUUUCGAAUGAUCCUACACUCAUGGAGGGGAUCGGGGAUGAAUAUGGGAGUCUCAGUUUGGAUAGCUUGUAUUUCCUUACGCCGGACAGCGAUUGGAUGGCGGGGAUGUCUUCCCUAGAAGAGUUCGAUCCGAGGGAGCAUUAUGGGUCUAUUUUCUUAUAA
Molecule: messenger RNA, 810 nt
Organism: Aspergillus puulaauensis
Lineage: Eukaryota; Fungi; Ascomycota; Eurotiomycetes; Eurotiales; Aspergillaceae
Product: fungal specific transcription factor domain-containing protein
Exons: 2
Coding region: 1-810 (269 amino acids)
Source: RefSeq, a predicted model, not a curated record